UGACUGCUGGAGAGAUCACGUCGGAUUUCUAAAAAAAAUGUAAAUAGAAUAACAACACGACAGGAUCAGAUUCAAAGUAUAUUCUUAGAGAUGUCUACCUUCAGAGGAAAUAUUCGCACUUUGGUGGGACUGUUUAUCAUGGUGCAAAUGGUCUCAGGUGAUGAUAUCAUUUAUGGCUUUGUUGGAGAAGAUGUCCUUUUGCCGUGCACCUGCUUGAAUAGAGAUUCGGCUGAGGAGUUUAGGUGGCAGACGGAAGGCAAAAAACCUAAAGUUGUUGUUAAACACACUUGGGAAACUUCAAACUUUACUGACGGCUACACAGGCAGAGCCCAGCUAUUUCUGUCAGAGAACAGCAAUGACUGCUCCCUUCUCCUUAACAACAUCAGCCGGGAUGACGAGAGGGAAUACAAAUGUAGUUUUAAGCAUGGAGGAGGUCUGCACCACUACUCUAAAGUGAAUCUUACUGUUUUUGAGAGGAAUACUGGUCCCGUGGAUGGCCUCAUUGCUCCUACAGAACUUCCAUCUCCAAACAGUAUCCGGAUCUUCAUGCCCAUUGCGUUGGUGGUGGUGGUGUUGGCAGUGGCGGUACUUUCCCUGUUCUUGUUACACAAAAGGAGAGUUUCGGGGUGGCUGAAUGCAGGCCAAGAGGAGACACUCAAGAAUGACAAUGUGAAACCACUUUGUGUGUGAAGAGGCGGUUGAUUGUGGACUUGGCAUCAUGCCCUUCUUAAUUUGUUUGCCUGCAGGUUGCAUCCUGUAUUUCUACUAAAGGAAUGUGCUUUUGAAAAGGGACGGCAGUUGUUUAUUUUCCAUCCUUAAAGUCAAACAAUACGCAGUGUGUUUAAUGUGAUAUGUUUGUUGUAGAUUCUGCAGCAGGUGAUGAACACUCCAAUUAUUCGUGAAAAAAUUACAUCUGAACAAAAAUUUCUUGCUGACACUAAAAUGUCAACAAGACAAAAUUUUUAAAGCAUUAAAGAGUUAGCACGGAUUCACAUAUGCAUAAAGCAGGGCUGGACUACCCUGAGGAAAGUUACUGCAUUUUAUACACAAUAAGAUCUUUUUUUCAGUCUCCAGGUUUCAUUACUUAACAACUGACCUUUUUACCAUAUACUGUAUGUGCCAUAAUUUACAUGAUGUUAAUAUAGAUGAAUUUACUACAGCCAGUUUAUCAAGCUUAACCUAUUAUUGCAUCACUUACAAUUGCAACAAUCAUGAAGAUGUGUGAAAUGGAAGCAUCUCUGGAUGUGUUUUUCUUGUAAGCUCGCUCUUUUCUUAUAUCACAUUGCGUUAAAAUGUAAUGACUCUUCUGUAACUGCUUCUGGGAUAGACUGGUUAAGGUGAAGGUGGAAGCUUUACCAGAUUUGUUUUUCUUUGUAAAUAAGCAUGUUAAGAUUAGCAUUGUAUAGCUAUGUAAUACACUUUAUAGUUCUUCAAGGUUUAAAGUAAAACUUGUACCAUUUUUAUGAGGGUUGUGAAGCACUGCCAUUCCCUGUAAAUAAUCCUUCCCCGGACACCAAAGCGUCAUCAAAAACCGUUUUCAUCUUCUUAAGUCUGAAAAGAUGAAAGAUGGCAUUGCUUCUGUGAAUGCAGACACGAGGUUGUCUAACAUCUGAAGGGACGUUGAAAUGUGAAUAUUCGGCCUUUUUCAGAGUUUAACAAAGGUUUGAGAUGAAAACUACUGUGAAAAUACUGGUGUUGGGGGAAUUAUUUAUCACUUGGGUCUUUUUAUACCACUAACUUGUGAUUUUGUAUUGCUGACGUUUUGCAUCCUGGAGUCAUUGUGACUGAGCUUUUCUGUUUGUGAGCAGCUUUUAAUGUGUCGAGGCCGCGCUGAAAUCUGGUCAGCACUUACAUAUGUUUGUCAAGAGGGUUCUGACGUAGAUUUUAGAAGUAACGUCUGUCAUAAAGUUUGGUUUUGGGAAAAGCAGAAUGAGUAACUGAUCUUAUUUCCUUUCACGGUAUUUCGUUUCCCUUUUCUUCUGGAUUGAAUCGCACCAAAGAACAUGCUGUGGUACAACACUCUGAUCCUUUAAGUACAAAUAGUGAACUUUCAGAAUUCUCCAAUAAUGCAGCACAGAUUAAAAGCCCUUGUUCUGCA
Messenger RNA from Acanthochromis polyacanthus (spiny chromis), 2098 nucleotides. RefSeq names its product nectin-1. Gene Ontology annotation, cellular component: external side of plasma membrane. The transcript has 5 exons. Lineage: Eukaryota; Metazoa; Chordata; Actinopteri; Pomacentridae. The record is from RefSeq and is a predicted model, not a curated record. Gene Ontology annotation, biological process: negative regulation of T cell proliferation; T cell costimulation; cellular response to lipopolysaccharide. The coding region runs from base 91 to 690 and encodes 199 amino acids.